AUGCCUCCUCGCAGGGCAGCAGCUUCAAACCCGCGCGACUCGCUCGCCUCCACUGCUUCGUCUAGAUCCUCUCUCUCGGCGUCUCCUACGCUCCAAGUCAAAUCGACUCGUUCAUCACGCUCUUCCACGGCUAACAGACCGAAAGCAUCUACAGCAGCCACAACUUUAAGAUCACGCAGACGCAUCCAAGAGUCCGAAGAUGAAGAAGAGAGCCACGACGACGAAUCGAGUGACGACGACCAUGACCAACAGCAAAGUGAGAAAGAGCACCACCACCCAGAGCAUGAUGAAGAUCAAGAGCCCGAUACCCCCGUAAAGGCUACCUCCAGCUCAAAGCCGGCAGCUAAGAAGAUCGCUAAGCCCGCCUCGCGCACAUCCGCAGCUCGAUCAAGACCUGCUGCCAAACUUACACCACCUCCGAGCAAACCUUCCAGAUCACGUGCAAUCAAGAUAGUACAAAGCGACGAGGAGGAGCAAGAACAAGAACAAGUCGACGAGUCCCUCAGUCUCGCCCGCGAUGACGAUGACGAUGACGACGACGACGACGACGACGACGAGGAGCAAGACGACCAACUACCUUCACCAACUGCUCAUCGAAGCUUGAAAUCUUCCUCAUCGUCCAAAGUAAAGCCUCAUCCUGUCAAGCAGCAAAUCUCAGACGAGGAACACGACCUCGACUCGGAUCUAUCCGAUGUCUCGUUCAAAGAGGCGCGCUCAGCUACUCCCGAGCCCAAUGUCGCCGCCUCUCCAACUUCCGAUCCACCGCAGACUCCCUCUUGCAGCCUCCUCAAGCAGCUCGCUUCUCCUGCCAAACCUGCCGCCCCCGCUGGGCCUCUCAAGCGUCUCGUCAUUCACAAGAUGGUUCUCAACGACUUCAAGUCCUAUGCCGGUCGCCAAGAGAUUGGCCCCUUUCACAAGUCCUUCUCCAGUGUCGUUGGCCCCAACGGAAGUGGCAAGAGUAACGUCAUCGACUCGCUCCUUUUUGUCUUUGGCUGGAGAGCCACCAAGAUGCGUCAGGGUAAACUUAGCGAACUCAUCCACAACUCGGCUGGAAAGGAGAAUCUCCCCCAGUGCAGUGUCGAAGUCUGGUUCCGAGAGAUCAUCGACCUGCCUGGCGACGCCUUCAAGGUCGUCCCCGGAAGCAAACUCAUUGUCUCACGUACAGCGUACCGCAACAACUCGUCUCAAUACUUUAUCAAUGCGCGCAAGUCUACGUUCACCGAAUGCACCACCCUCCUCAAGGCAAAGGGUAUCGACCUCGACCACAAGCGUUUCCUCAUUCUGCAAGGCGAAGUCGAAUCCAUCGCCCAGAUGCCUCCCCGUGCCAAGAACGAGCACGAAGAGGGCCUGCUCGAGUAUCUCGAAGACAUUAUCGGUACAAGUUGCUACAAGACUCCCAUCGAGGAGCAGGCCAAGCUCGUCGACGAAGCAAAUGAAAAGAGGGCAGAGAAACUCGGUCGUCUCAAGAUCGUCCAGAAGGAAAAGGAUGCGCUCGAGGCAAAGAAGCGUCAAGCAGAAUCGUUCCUACGCGAUCAGAACGAGCUCGCUCGACGUCACUCGGCACUUUGGCAGCUCUACAGUCUCGAAUCGAGGGAUAACAUAAAGGUCGCCACCAUCGCCAUCGAAAAGUACUCGGCACAGCUGGCGCAAGAGACCGAAAAGCAUUCGGGCUCGCGGGCCGAAAUUGAAGAGCUCGAAUCUGAAUACAAGACUAUCGUCAACGAGUUUGAUUCCAUCGCUCGCAGCACUGACAAGGUAGCCAAAGAGCUCGCCAAGUACGAAAAGGAAGAUGUGCAGCUGCAGGAGAAGCGCAAACAUCUCGAAUCCAAGAAGAAGAAGCUCGCAAAGUCGAUCGCCGACGAUCGCCAUGCUGCUUCAGAGGCAAAGGCAACCGCCUCCGACUCGGCUCACAAGAUCGAAAAGGAACAGGCCGAAGUACGCAAGCUCGAGGCAUCGCUCGAACGCGAAGAGGCGCAGCUCGAAAAGAUCCGCGACUCGCUCAAGGGAAAAACGGAGAAGUUCAGCCGCGCUAUCGAGCAGAAGCAGCGCGAGCUUCAGCCCUGGACCGCCAAGAUCAGCGACAAGAUGGCCGCCAAGAAUGUUGCUCAGGAAGAACGCGACCUUCUUGCUAGUCGCGGUGCCCAAGUCGAGACCAGCAUUGCCGAGGCCAAGGAGGCCCUUCGCAACCUCGAGCUCGACAACGAGUCCAAGAACGAAGAAGUCCAGAGUCUGCACCAGGAGAGACGUCAUCUCGAAAGCAAGAUGGCUUCAUGUCAGAAACAGCUCGACGACAUGAAGCAGCAAGAAACCCUUCUCCGCAGCAAGGUUGUCUCGGCGCGUUCGAAAGCUGACGACGCAAGGGCAACUGUUAGCGCCACUCGAUCGCGCGGUGACGUUCUUUCGAGCCUCAGCCGCCAAGCCGAACUCGGCAUGAUCAAGGGCUUCCAUGGUCGUCUCGGCAACCUGGGUGUCAUCGACGACAAGUACGACGUCGCCAUCAGCACCGCUUGUCCCGGUCUCAACAACAUUGUCGUUGACUCGGUCGAUUGCGGUCAGGCGUGCAUCGAGCAUCUGCGCAAGAACAAUCUCGGACGCGCCAACUUUGUUCUGCUCAACAGCCUUGGCAUUAGUGCUGCUGCGCUUCAACCCAUAGAGACGCCCGAAAACGUUCCGCGACUCUUUGAUCUCGUCAAGCCACGUGAAGCGCGCUUCGCAGCCGCUUUCUACCAUCAGCUACGUGACACACUUGUCGCCAAAGAUCUCGCUCAUGCCAACCGUAUCGCUUAUGGCGCCAAACGCUGGCGAGUUGUCACGCUCGACGGUCAAUUGAUCGACAAGAGCGGAACCAUGUCGGGUGGUGGUAACAAGGUCUCGCGUGGUGCCAUGAGCUCCAAGUUUUCUGCCGACGAGGUUUCGCCCGAACAGCUGCAGCGUAUGGAGCGCGAUCGCGACUCGCUCGAAGAAUCCUUGCGCGGCCACAUUGCAUCCAUGAAGACGGUCGAGUCUCUGCUUGAAGGUCACCGAGCUCGCGUGCCACAGAUCGAGGUGGCGCUCGACAAGAUCCGCAUGGACCUCUCGAGCGGCGAGCAGCGAGUGAGCGAAGCCAAGAGGCGCGUUGCUGAGCUCAAGGCUCAGAGCAAGCCCGACGCUGACGAUGCCUCGCGGAUUGCCGAGCUCGAUGUUCAGAUUGCUUCGCUCGACAAGGAAAUCGCAAAGCUGAGCGAGAAGAGCAAUGCCAUCGAAAGCGAUAUCGAGAAGCUGCAAGAGCAGAUCCUCGAAGCUGGUGGUGUCGAGCUGCGAACGCAGAACAGCAAGGUGGACAGUAUCAAGGACAAGAUUGAGCUCUCUUCCGAGCUUACCACCAAGGCUGAGGUCGCCAAGUCCAAGGCUGAAAAGGAUGUACUCAAGCUAGAAAAGUCGCUCGAGAAGAACGAGGCACAAUCUGAGCAACUCGAAGGAGAGCUUGAGCAGUUACGCGACCAAAUCGCCAGCAACACGCAGGCUGCUGAUGGCGUCCGCGCCAAGGUUGAGGAUGCUCAGCAUCUCAUGGACACCAAGGCUGAGGAGCGCGACGAGAUCAAAUCGCAGCUCGACGAGCGGUCUGAAUCCGUCAACGCUUUCCGUGCGCUGGAGAUGGAAAUCAAGCAGAACCUCGAGGACAACGAGCGCUUCCGAAGCGAACACGAAAAACAGCUCAAGCACCUGCAAGAGAAGCUUGCGGGCCUGUCGCUUCAUCACAUUGACGAAGACGAUGAGAGCGACGAGGAAGCAGACGAUAACCAAGCCGAUCAAGAGGACGCUGAUAAAGACGUCAAGGCCUCUGGUCAGCGUUCCAAGUCGUCGAAGCAGCCAACUUCGGGCAGUAGAGGGGAUAGCGACGAGGUGGACGCGGACAACGGCGAUGACGACGUCGAUGGAUCCAGCAACGAGCUGUUCGAGUUCCCCGAGGACGAACUGCGUGAAAUGGAUAAGAAGUCGCUCCAACGAGCUAUCACGGUCUACGAGGAGAAAGUGGCCAACGGAUCAGCCAACAUGUCGGUGCUUGCCGAGUACCGCAAACGUGAAAGCGAAUUCCUUUCUCGAGCCAAAGACCUCGAAGCGACGACGCAAGAGCGUGACGCGGCUAAGCAGAGAUAUGACGAUCUACGAAAGCAGCGUCUCGAGAACUUUAUGGCAGGCUUCAGCAUCAUCUCAUCGAAGCUUAAGGAGAUGUACCAGACGAUCACACUGGGAGGCAAUGCGGAGCUCGAGUUGGUCGACUCGCUUGAUCCAUUCGCUGAAGGCAUCCUAUUCUCGGUCAUGCCGCCCAAAAAGUCGUGGAAGAACAUUUCGAAUCUCUCCGGUGGUGAAAAGACCUUGUCGUCGUUGGCGCUCGUCUUUGCGCUGCACGCGUACAAGCCCACGCCAGUCUAUGUCAUGGACGAAAUCGACGCAGCGCUCGACUUCCGUAACGUCUCGAUCGUGGCCAACCUGAUCAAGGAGCGCACCAAGGGUGGACAGUUUAUCAUCAUCUCGCUGCGCAACAACAUGUUUGAGCUGUCGUCGCGGCUGAUUGGCGUGUACAAGACGGCGAAUUGCACGAAAUCGCUUACCAUCGAUAAUACCGAGUUGAUGGCUCCACCGCCGGCGAAAGCGGUGGUGGCGACGACGCCCCAUUCUCGACCAAGCAUGGCGAUAUUUGGUGGGUCGCCCGUAGCGACGCCAUUGCACCGCUCGCAACAGGCGCACAUGGUGGCAGCUACACCGCGACCAGGUGCACACAGCUUGUUGCCACCCAAAACGCCAGCUGCAGAUUCGCGGACGUCGGCCAAUCCGGGCUCGUCGUUGAAUCUGCAAGCACUCAUGACGCCGGCGAUCGGCAAGACGCCAUCGUCGGUGCUGCAGAGAUCCAGAAUGCACAAUUCGUUUGCUUCCACCCACCUACUCGCUGAAAAGGUCAAGGGCAUCAAAGGCCCUGCUCUCGGUGUGGCGGCAAAGCGGAGCGUAUCACAGACCCAGACCAUGCUCGAGACUCGCACACAAGCGACGGCUCAACAAUCACAACGAGGAUAA
Mycosarcoma maydis (corn smut) is the source of this 5052-nucleotide messenger RNA. RefSeq names its product condensin subunit SMC4. NCBI's taxonomy places the organism in Eukaryota, Fungi, Basidiomycota, Ustilaginomycetes, Ustilaginales. Gene Ontology annotation, biological process: mitotic chromosome condensation. Gene Ontology annotation, cellular component: chromosome. Bases 1 to 5052 code for a protein of 1683 amino acids. The transcript has a single exon. Gene Ontology annotation, molecular function: protein binding; ATP binding. The record is from RefSeq and is a predicted model, not a curated record.